AUGAAAUUAAACACAAGCACAUCUAGUGCUCCAUUCAUUCCACAAAGACCGCUUAGUUAAAAUUCAUCAUUCGUUCAAGGAAGGAUGUAGACUCCUCCAAGAGUUGCUCGAUUUGCAGAUACAUCACCUCAUGCAUCUUUCGAAUUUGAAGAUUUGAAUUCGUUAUCACUCGAAGAAAUCAACAGAGAAUUAGAUUAGAAUAUUAAUGAGGUGAUCAUGUUGCUUAAUAGGAGAAAAAGUUUGAUUCUAAAUAAAAAGCGAAGACUCAAAGAGGAAUUUUCAAAUAAAAUUGCUGAGUUGAAGCGCUAUCAAUAUGAAGAUUAUGUUCAAGAUUUACAAAGAGUUGAAGAUCCAUUGAUAUAAUCACUCAUGCAAUAGAAAAGCUUACCGAAAAUGCAAAAGUUGUUAGGGAAUGUAAUGAGAGAUCAAUAAGAUCGCAAAGUUAUGGAAUUGAGUAAAUCUUAGGAAUUCUGGUAGUACAAUAAAAAUGUUGAAACAGAAAUUGACAAUCUUCUCAAAAAGCUGAAAUAUUUUGAUAAUGAACUCGAAAAAGAUAACAAUGAGAUCUAUGAAAUUUGCAGACAGUUAGACACUAUAGAUGAUAAUAUCAGAGACUUGCUUAUCACAAAGGUAGAUGACAAUGUUUAAAGAGCAGAACCUUUAUUCGCAAAUAAACAGAGGUAGUAAUCAAUCCUGAAUGGGAAGCUGAAUUAGAGAAAUAAAUUGAAGGAUGAAAAGAUGAAUUUAAUAUACAAAAUCAUAGAAGAGUUAUAGAGAUUAAGAGGGUUGAGAUAGGAAAGGAUAAAUAAACUAAAUAUUGUAUUUGGAGAUGAAGAAAAUAUCUAAAAUUAGAAUUACUAAGGAUUACAAAAUGUUUAAGGUUCAUAAUAGAAUUUAGAUCAACCGUAGCCAUCAAAGUUAUAGGCUUAUAUGGAUUUUAUGGAAUAAUUUGAUAACAUAGCUUAAAUGAGAGAUCAAAUAUCUAAAUUGGAAUAGGCUGAAUAAGCUUUACUAAAUGACUUGGAUAAGUUGUAUAGAGAAAGUGAUUAAGUUUUCAGUGAAUUAAUUAGAAGGAUAUCAGAGGAAGCAAAGACAUUCAAUGAAUGGACAGAGAAUCUUAAAAGAAGGAUUAGAUAUAUAAAAGCAAAUGAAUAUUUCUUCUCGUAAACAAAUUUACCUGAACAGUAAAAUGGAUUAGUCAAUUCUUUACAGUUGGAUUUGAAGGAGGUUAGCAGGAAAUUUAAAGAAAAUAUGAAUUAUUUGAAACCAUUGAUUGAAGAAGAUGCCACAAUUAGAGCAGGUUUAGAAAAAACAGGAAGUACUAUUUAAUAAUUUAAAAACAUGAUAUUGGCUAUUUAAAAUGAAAAGGAGAGGAGAAGAGAGUUACUUUAAAUUUUGGAGAAUUGUGCCAGAUUGAGAUAAGAGGAGGAUAUGAAAACUGAAUAAUUGAGGAAUAUUGAAUUAGAAAUAAAUAAAAAAUUACAGUAGAAACGUAAUUUGGAAGAAGAUUUAGAUGGGGUAUUAGGUGAUGCUGAUUUAAAUACUUUCAAAAAAAUAGAGUCCUUAUUACAUGAUUAUGAUUAAGAGUUGGUCCAUUUGAACAACUAAAAAAGAAAAAUAAUGAAGGAGAUUGAAGAGAUCAAUCAGUCUGUCAUCAAUCUGUUGGCACGAAUAAAAAGUGAUUAUGAUGAUAUUCUGAGGGAAAUACUUCCAAAAGAUUGGACUAAUACAUAUGAUUUGAAGAAAAUCACGGAUUUAAAAAGAAUGAAGAAUUACUUAAAAAAGACAUUUAAACGCUUUGGUAUAAUGUCAGAUUGA
Molecule: messenger RNA, 1818 nt
Organism: Paramecium tetraurelia
Lineage: Eukaryota; Ciliophora; Oligohymenophorea; Peniculida; Parameciidae
Exons: 5
Source: RefSeq, a predicted model, not a curated record